Molecule: messenger RNA, 2006 nt
Organism: Zonotrichia albicollis (white-throated sparrow)
Lineage: Eukaryota; Metazoa; Chordata; Aves; Passeriformes; Passerellidae
Source: RefSeq, a predicted model, not a curated record
CCAGGCCGUGCUUCGGGCGGUCCUGAACUGCGCCUUCCCUUCCCAACUCUCGCCCUCCACCCCUCCCGCGGUGCUUCUCAGUGGUCUCUGUCCUUGUCUCCUUGCUUCUCUCCGCUGUAUUCACCAAGUGCUAUUCCCCCUCUUCUCUUACUACCAGCUCCCCGUGACCUCCCCGGUUAACUGCCGUCACAAGGCUCCCUAGCGAAAAGGAAUUGCCGAAUUCCCAAAGUGUGUUUUCCUCCUUCGUGAACUUGACACCUUCCCCCUCCCUACACAGUUGAUCUAAACUUCUCCUGUCCUUUCUGUUUGCCUCCCUCCUGUCAGUUUUUAAUCCUUACUUUUUUCUGGCUGCUGAAUCCCCUGGAAUGGGAAGUCGCCCUCCUCCUGACCCUGCUCCCAGGCAGCGCUGGAGAGCCACGUUGCCUUCUCACACCUUACAGGAAUUUGUUCUGCCCAAAACUUCACGCACACCCAUUUACUCUUCCCCUUGUGUUCUCUUCAGUCUCAGGUUGCCCACUGGAUUUUACAAAACUUCCUUUCUUUCUGCAGCAUCUUAAAAUGUCCUCGGGUGCACUGCUCUCGUUCACGUCUUUAUUCCAUUUGUUACUGGUUACCUCCAUAGAAGAAAGUUUGUGCCUGUUUGAUUGCACAGUUCCAGCCUUGUGAUACUGUUUGGACUGGGGAAGACUUCAGUUCCACUUUGUGAUGUCUUCCCCUGAAAUUGCUUCCCUUUCUUGGGGUCAGAUGAAGGUGAAGGGCUGCUCUACAACGUAUAAGGACUGCAAAGUAUGGCCGGGAGGAAGCCGGACAUGGGAUUGGCGAGAAACCGGGACUAAUCAUUCUCCAGGAGUGCAGCCAGCUGACCUUGAAGAAGUCAUCAAGAAGGGAGUUAAAACUGUGGUGAUUGGUCGUGGCAUGAGUGAGGCUUUGCAGGUUCCAGCAUCCACUGUGGACUAUCUGAAGAAGAACGGGAUUGAGGUGCUGGUGCUGCAAACGGAGAAGGCAGUGGCGGAGUACAAUGCCCUGGCAGCUCAGGGUGUCAGAGUGGGUGGGGUCUUCCAUUCCACCUGCUGAAGCGCCGCCCAUUCCGCCUGCCCGGCCCGUGGCCAAAUCACGGACACGCCUCUGCUGGAUCAAAUUGCACUCAGCGGAGGGUGAACUUGCAUGCCAAGGCAUUUGUGCACUGACCAUCGAAAAUGCAAAGACAGUUUAUUAGCUCAGGAUUUAAACAAAUCGAGGGCUCGCAAAAGGCGGGGCUGUUAAUGUAAUUAAAUCGUUUCAUUACAGAAUAAUUUCCAUGUAUUGUUGAGAUUGACCUAAUUUUCCUCUGAAGGCCAUCCAUAGUCUUGUUACUUAACAUUUCACCUGUUCACUAAAUCAGGAAAUUAUAUUUUGAAUACUUUUAUUACAUUACUGGCUACUGGAAUGCAGCCAUAAAAUAGCUGAUGAGCACAAUCAAAUGGUAGAUAUGAAGUGGUGGUAAAGAAGCACUUUACCAGCACUGGAUAAACAAGUUAAAAAUAAAAUAAAUUAAAAAGCAAACCCAUAACAGAACUUUACCUCCUGCAGGUGACCUCAGGGUAUUUGCCAAUUUAUGAACAUCACAUAACAGAGCACAUUUAAAUUUUUCAUUGAGCCUGAAAAAGGGGAAAAAAUGUCAGCAGGGUAUAAGCAUAAAACCUGGGCCUUAAAGAAUUUUCUUAUUAACUGCCAGUUUUGAGGAUUGAGCUGUCUAAUACAUAUCUAUUCAGAAGUUCUUACACACUUAAAAUAAUCAGAAACAUGAGUUACAAAGCUAGAGUUUGCAGCAUAAAACAUUGAUAUGUAGGAAAUCAGUCUGAAUUGCUGCUAGCAAGGUACUGCUGGCAAGCUGGGGAUGCAUGUGAGACUUGUUACUGGUCAUUAUCUGAUUAUUUAAAUGUUGUGCCCACAAGCAUUAUUACACUGAAGAUUCAAACAGUUCUCUUGGUUGCUGUUUGUGGUGGGCUUCUAUCAAUAGAUAGAAG